AGCACUGAGCACGCACAGCUGAGGAUCAUGGAGUGGGCGAAGGAGCUGCAGAAGGCAACUGAGAACUGGGGCGUGCAGAGCGACAAGCUGGGUAAAGUGUUACGUCUGCUGUUGCUGAAGAAUACACGUCUGGUCAACCUGCUGCCUCUGCUCGAGUUCAUCACCUGGUCUCUGCUCAAGGAGGACAGCUCGGGGGUGGUUGCACAGUUAUGGCUGCUGGCGAAGCAAAGGACCUGGAAAGCUGGGAUUCCAAGAUACAUUCCCAACUCAGUUUGGACUUGGAUUUGCAGCGCAGCAGCUGAUGUGAUUCUGGACCCCACGACCAACCACCCGUGGCUGCAGCUGUCAGACGACCAGCUUAUGGUCCAGGAGGGCCUUUCACCAUCUGCUCAGCCUUGCAGCUCCCAGCGCUUUGACAGCUGGCCCUGUGUUCUGGGCUGGGAGGGCUACAGCAGUGGCCGCCACUACUGGGAGGUGGAUAUACCCAAGAAAGGCCACUGGCGCAUUGGAUUGACCACUGCCAACUCCAAACGGCAUGGGCGCUUCACUAUGACCCCAAAGCGCGGCUACUGGGCCCUGUGGCGCAGCACGCGUCAGUUCUAUGCCUGCACCGAGCCAGAGACGCAGCUGCCGGUUGGCCUCAUACCUCAACGCAUGGGAAUCUACCUAGACUAUGAAGAGGGCCAGCUCUCCUUCUACAACACAGAAACAAAGUCCCACAUCUACACUUUUACUGGAACCUUCAAAGGAAAGCUGUACCCUCUGUUCGCCCCGCUGGAUGGUCGCACGCUCAUGAGAAUCAUCCCGCCACACAAAAUCACAGUAAACUGACAAAGAUGAGCCUGUAAUAACUCCUAUUGGACAUUUGGAAGAAUUGAAAUGGACUUUAAGGUAACAGAAUUAAAAUAGUUUUGACCAAAAAUCUACAGGACGUUGUCAGACGACGCCGUGUGCACUGCAGGUGCUGGUGCUGCUGUCAGCUGUUGCUUCUGAUCCAUUAGGUUUUACUCUUUUUGAUGUAUCGAUCAAGAAAUCAGAAAUUUCUUGUGCUGUUGCAUGCCUGUUUGCAACCAGUGAGUGAAGCCACACUUAUUACAAACAGGUGCAGUUUGACCAAACUGACUAAAAAUUUGAAACUCAAGAUCUAUAGUUAACCACCUGCAGGUCCUCUACCAUCCUCCAGGGGGUGCUGAAGCUACACCUCUA
This is a messenger RNA of Monopterus albus (swamp eel), 1206 nucleotides long. RefSeq names its product E3 ubiquitin-protein ligase TRIM39. Gene Ontology annotation, molecular function: protein binding. The record is from RefSeq and is a predicted model, not a curated record. The coding region runs from base 28 to 831 and encodes 267 amino acids. Lineage: Eukaryota; Metazoa; Chordata; Actinopteri; Synbranchiformes; Synbranchidae. The transcript is spliced from 5 exons.